AAGAAAAUUUUGACGUCCGCAAGGACACACCACAUCACUCCCCUUCUCUCUCUCUCUCUCACCGUUUCUCUCUCUGGAUACAGCGAAGGACCACACAGCACAUACUCCGCCACAACUCUCAGAACAAACAAACCACAGUAUUAGAUUUUGGAUUAGAUUGCAGCAACUGAAAUCGACCAACCCUGCUGGGGGACUUCCAACCCAUUCACUACCUCUGUCUACUGACUAAAAGACUCGAAUUUGAUUCUUCUUGAUUUUCAUUGAGGCAAUAACUCUCUGUAUUUGAUAUUCUCUGAUACUGUGUCUCACUCGUCACAGUGGAUCUAAAUUUGUUUUCAUAUUCCACCGGGAUCCAUGCGAAAGCCGUGUGAGGAUUGCUCGUCAUUUGGAGGCAGUGGAAUUCUAGAAUGUUCAGAAUCCAAACGUGUUCAUUAUUGGUUUUCUUUGGUCUGUUGCAUUUGUUUGUUGAAGCACAACGCGGUACUUUCAGGCUCAGAGCUCACCCCAUUCUUCUGGUGCACAAUAAGGGCUUUGAAUCCUAUACAUGUGGGUGUGAGCUUGAAAAGCUAAAUGAUUUGUGUAUUCCCAGUUUUUCACACCUUGUGUGACUGUUGUAGUUUAUAGAAUAAUUCAUGUUUUAGAAUUUUUGAUAGUCUCUUGAGUGCUUUCAGAUUUUGAUUCUUAGAAAAUGGUAUCUUCGGGGCUGCCUACUCCUAUGGGUGGUGCCCAGUCUGUUUCUCCUUCUCUUUUGAGGUCCAAUUCUGGAAUGUUGGUUGGUCAAGGGGGUCCUCUGCCUUCACAAACUGGAUUCCCUUCGCUUGUAUCACCCCGUUCUCAGUUUAAUAACACGAAUAUGCUUGGAAAUGUCCCCAAUGUGUCUUCUCUACUUAAUCAGUCUUUUGCAAAUGGAGGCCCAAAUACGGGGCUUUCUGGUUUGGGGAGUAGUCAGCGGGGAGGAAUUGAUUCUGGAGCGGAGUCAGAUCCCCUAUCAAGCAUUGGUGGUGGAGUGGGGUUCAGUGCUCCAUCAUCAUUCAUACCUUCAAACAUGGUGAAUCCUAGUACAUGUGGUCAAGUUCAGGGUCAGCAGUUUUCGAAUGCUUCUGGUAACCGGCUGUUGCCAGAGCAGCAGCAGACACAACUUGAACCUCAAAAUUUUCAGCAUGCUCAACAAUCAGUGCAACAAUUCUCUGCCCCUCACAGUACCCAGCAGGUUCAGCAGCAACAACAGUUCCAAAUGAAUCGAGGAGGGCUACCUACUGUUGGCCCGGUCAAGAUGGAGCCACAGACGAACAAUGAUCAACAUGGGUCACUGCAGCAGCGGCAGCAGCCACAACAGUUGCAGUCAUUAAGAAAUCUUGUCCAAGCGAAACUGGAACCACAACAACUCCAAACUAUUAGAAAUUUGACUCCCGUGAAAAUGGAACCCCAACAUUCCGACCAGUCUUUGUUUCUGCAUCAACAACAACAGCAGCAACAGCAGCAGCAUCAGUUCCUCCACAUGUCGAGGCAGUCUUCUCAAGCUGCAGCUGCACAAAUGAAUCUCUUGCAUCAGCAAAGGUUUUUGCAGCUUCAACAACAACACCACCAACAGCAACUAUUGAAGGCAAUGCCUCAGCAACGGUCCCAAUUAUCGCAGCAAUUUCAGCAGCAGAAUUUACCUUUGAGAUCUCCUGUGAAGCCAGUAUACGAACCUGGUAUGUGUGCCCGGCGCCUCACACAUUAUAUGUAUCAACAGCAACACAGGCCUGAGGACAACAACAUAGAAUUCUGGAGAAAAUUUGUUGCUGAGUACUUUGCUCCCCAUGCCAAAAAGAAAUGGUGUGUUUCUUUGUAUGGAAGUGGCCGGCAAACAACUGGAGUUUUUCCUCAGGAUGUAUGGCACUGUGAGAUAUGCGAUCGCAAGCCAGGCCGUGGUUUUGAGGCAACUGUGGAGGUUCUUCCAAGAUUGUUCAAGAUCAAGUACGAAAGUGGAACUUUAGAAGAACUUCUUUACGUUGAUAUGCCCCGUGAAUAUCAAAAUUCAUCCGGUCAAAUUGUUCUGGAUUAUGCAAAAGCUAUACAAGAAAGUGUUUUUGAGCAACUUCGUGUUGUACGAGAUGGUCAACUUCGGAUAGUUUUCUCUCCAGAAUUGAAGAUAUGCUCUUGGGAGUUCUGCGCUCGGCGUCAUGAGGAGCUAAUCCCUCGAAGAUUGCUGAUUCCUCAGGUUAGUCAGCUUGGUUCUGCAGCUCAAAAAUAUCAGGCAGCUACCCAAAAUGCAACUAACUUAUCAGUUCCUGAGUUACAGAAUAACUGUAAUAUGUUUCUUUCAUCAGCUCGUCAACUAGCAAAAGCUUUGGAAGUGCCAUUGGUUAAUGAUUUGGGAUAUACAAAGAGAUACGUGCGAUGCCUUCAGAUAUCGGAAGUGGUCAACAGUAUGAAAGAUUUGAUUGAUUACAGUCGAGACACAGGAACUGGACCCAUGGAGAGUUUGGCCAAGUUCCCUCGGAAGACAGGUGCUUCAUCUGGCUUUCUUAAUCAAGCUCAACAGUCUGAGGAACACUUACAACAACAGCGGACAAUGUCCCAGAACGCCAACAGUGACCAGAGAUCUGUCCAAGCAAAUGCGAUGCAACACACAGCUAGUAAUGGCAUUGCUGGUGUAAAUAGCCCCCUCAACACGGCAUUGACAUCUACCUCCACCAACACUGUUGCUGGCCUUAUCCACCAGAAUUCAAUGAAUUCCAGACAGCAAAAUUCUAUGAAUAAUGCCUGUAGUCCCUAUGGAGGAAAUUCUGUUCAGAUUCCAUCUCCUGGUUCCUCUAGCACAAUUCCACAGGUGCAACCCAAUCCUUCCCCUUUCCAAUCACCAACACCCUCCUCAUCCAACAAUCUUCCACAGGCAUCUCACGGUGCUUUACCUGCCCCCAAUCAUUUUGGUUCCACAAAUUCGCCUACAAAUAUUCCCUUGCAACAGCCGGCACUUUCUGGUGAUGCUGACCAGGGUGAUUCUCAUAGCUCUGUCCAGAAAAUUAUUCAUGAAAUGAUGAUGUCCAGCCAACUUAAUGGCACAAGUGGUGGUAUUGUUGGUACUACAUUGGGGAAUGAUGUAACAAAUGUCAAUGGGAUCAUACCAACAAGUAACAGCGCAGGUCUGAAUGGUGGCAAUAACUUGGUGGGCCAUGGAACAGUGGGCAAUUCUGGUAUGGGGAGUGCUGGAUACAACACAAUGGGUGGUGGACUUGGCCAGUCUGCUAUGUUCAAUGGACUAAGAUCUCCAAUGGGUAAUAACUCCGUCAUGAAUGGAAGGGUAGGGUUGAGUGCAAUGGCUCGUGAUAAUCAGCAACAGGAUUUGGGGAAUCAACUUCUCAGCGGGUUAGGGGCGGUUAAUGGGUUUAAUAAUCUUCAUUUUGAUUGGAAAUCGUCCCCUUGAAAGCUUAUUUUGAUCCGCUGAUGUUUCAGUCCUUGAAUGUGGCUGCUUGUGCUGCAUGAGUUAUGGCUUAAUUGCCUUGGCCUCGCGUGAAAAUUGCAGUACACGCUGGUGUAGUCUUGGGGCUUCCAUCCUUGUACUAAUUUCAGGGGGGGAGAAAGGGUUAAAGGUACCAUAGUGUUUGGUCAAUUAAAUUUUUAUUUUUAAAUGCUUUAAAGCUUAAAAUUUUUUUUCCUUCUUUUUAACCUUGCUGGUUCUUUCCCCUGAUUUAUGAUUAAAAACUGGCUUUUCUUCGCUAUACUAGUCUUGGGAUGGGAUUUCAGAUUUGAACCGACUGAUUAUUUUUUGGGGCAGAGAGUUUGUAUCUGGGAAGUCCAAUGCUUUUUUACAUGGGUAUUGUAUAUUAGUGGCCUGUCUACCAGCCUAUCUGUAUUUGGUGAACAGUCAACCAUGGUUGGAAAAAGCUUGUAAUAGUAUUGUGAUGGAGCUUUCUUAUUA
Molecule: messenger RNA, 3904 nt
Organism: Tripterygium wilfordii
Lineage: Eukaryota; Viridiplantae; Streptophyta; Magnoliopsida; Celastrales; Celastraceae
Product: transcriptional corepressor SEUSS-like
Exons: 10
Coding region: 689-3409 (906 amino acids)
Biological process (GO): positive regulation of transcription by RNA polymerase II; negative regulation of transcription by RNA polymerase II
Cellular component (GO): transcription regulator complex; nucleus
Source: RefSeq, a predicted model, not a curated record